GUCCUCCUCCUGCAGGGCUUCCUCUCUCCCCUCGAGGCCCCCUGGAGAUCGCAGGAGCCAGGAGUUUGGGGCCGGUUUCCAUUCGCCUCUGGACCCACCAGGAGAGCAGAGGCAGGGCUCUGAGGAAGGUCAGCGGAGGCCACGGUCUGCCGCAACCUGGGCGUUCCCCGCGUUCCCGGGAGCGCUCUCCCUGUUCGCCCUCAUUCCCGAGGCUCGCUCCGGUAGCCGGCACCUCCUGCUCAGUCCCGAGGAAGCCAUGGCCAAGUCCAAGGGUCGUCUAUACCUUUGGGUGUGCUUGGCUGCAGCGCUGGCAUCUUUCCUGGGUGGAUUUAUGGUGGGCUGGCUUAGUAAGCCUCUCAAAGAAACAGCCACUUCAGGGGACACUCACCAAAAUCUAAGGUGGAAACUGGUGUCUGAGAUGAAAGCUGAAAAUAUUAAAUCAUUUCUUCGUUCUUUUACAGAGCUACCUCAUCUGGCAGGAACAGAACAAAAUUUGCUGCUGGCCAAGAAAAUCCAAACCCAGUGGAAGAAAUCUGGACUUGAUUCAGCCAAGUUGGUUCAUUAUGAUGUUCUCCUGUCUUACCCUAAUGAGACAAAUGCCAACUACAUAUCAAUCACGGAUGAACAUGGAAAUGAGAUUUUCAAUACAUCAUACCAUGAGCCACCACCAGAUGGAUAUGAGGAUGUUAAAAAUAUUGUACCACCCUAUAAUGCCUUUUCACCGCAGGGCACACCAGAGGGGGAGCUUGUAUAUGUGAACUACGCUCGUACUGAAGACUUUUUCAAACUAGAAAGAGAGAUGAAUAUCAACUGCACUGGAAAAAUUGUUAUUGCAAGAUAUGGGAAAAUCUUCAGAGGAAAUAAAGUUAAAAAUGCCAUGUUAGCAAGAGCCAAAGGAAUCAUCUUGUACUCAGAUCCAGCUGACUACUCUGCCCCUGGGGUACAGCCAUACCCAAAAGGAUGGAACCUUCCUGGAACUGCAGCCCAGAGAGGGAAUGUGUUAAACUUGAAUGGUGCUGGUGACCCGCUCACUCCAGGCUAUCCAGCUAAAGAGUACACUUUCAGACUUGAUGUUGAAGAAGGAGUGGGAAUCCCUCAAAUCCCUGUACAUCCCAUUGGAUAUAAUGAUGCAGAAAUAUUAUUACGCUAUUUGGGAGGAACUGCUCCACCAGAUGAGAGCUGGAAGGGAAGUCUUAAGGUGAAUUAUAAUAUCGGGCCUGGCUUCAUAGGACAUGAUUCUUUCAGGAAGGUUAGAAUGCGUGUUCAUAACAUCAAUAAAAUCACAAGGAUUUACAAUGUAAUUGGAACUAUCAGAGGAUCUGUGGAACCUGACAGGUAUGUUAUUCUGGGAGGUCAUCGGGACUCCUGGGUAUUUGGAGGUAUUGACCCAACCAGUGGGGCUUCUGUUUUGCAAGAAGUUGUUCAGAGUUUUGGCAAACUGAUGAGUAGAGGCUGGAGACCAAGAAGAACUAUCAUUUUUGCCAGCUGGGAUGCAGAAGAAUUUGGACUUCUGGGUUCCACAGAAUGGGCUGAGGAGAAUGUAAAAUCACUUCAGGAGAGAAGCGUUGCUUAUAUCAACUCAGAUUCAUCUAUAGAAGGCAAUUAUACUCUCAGAGUUGACUGUACACCCCUUCUUUACCAAUUGGUGUAUAAACUGACAAAAGAGAUCUCCAGCCCGGAUGAUGGUUUUGAGAGUAAAUCUCUUUAUGAAAGCUGGUUAGAAAAGGACCCUUCAUCUGAAAAUAAAACUUUGCCUAGAAUCAACAAGCUGGGAUCUGGAAGUGAUUUUGAAGCUUAUUUUCAGAGACUUGGAAUUGCUUCAGGAAGAGUCCGGUACACUAAGAAUAGGAAAACAGAUAAUUACAGCAGCUAUCCAAUGUACCAUACAAUUUAUGAGACAUUUGAAUUGGUAGAGAAUUUUUAUGACCCCACGUUUAAAAAACAGCUUGCUGUAGCUCAGUUACGAGGAGCACUGGUUUAUGAGCUUGCAGACUCUAAAAUCAUUCCUUUCAACAUUCAAGACUAUGCAAAAUCUUUGGAAAACUAUGCAACAGGUAUCUACAGCUUAUCCAGGAAAUAUGACCAACAAUUAAGAGACCAUCAAGUAUCAUUUGAUUCCUUAUUUUCUGCUGUGAAAAACUUCUCAAAGUCUGCUUCCGAUUUUCAUAGAAGACUUUCACAAGUUGAUCUGAAUAACCCCACUGCAGUGAGAAUUAUGAAUGACCAACUGAUGUUCCUGGAAAGGGCAUUCAUCGAUCCCCUUGGUUUACCAGGGAGGCCAUUCUAUAGGCACAUCAUCUUUGCUCCAAGCAGCCACAACAAAUAUGCUGGCGAAUCAUUUCCUGGCAUCUUUGAUUCUAUAUUUGAUAUUGAAAAUAAAGCAGAUCCUCGUUCAGCCUGGAAAGAACACAGCUUGGGGGAUCUUAGUUCCCUCGACCAGGACCAGAGGUUGAACCCAGGCCAUGGCAGUGAAACCACUGAGUCCUAACCACUGGACCGUGAGAGAAUUCCCUGUUGCUGACUUUUAAAAUCCAAUUUAAAUAAGCCAUAAAUUUCUAUUAUAAUGCAAUAAUUUGAUCAUUUAAAAAAUCUAAACAUGUUGCUUAUAUUGAGUAAUAUAAAAGUAAACUAAUAAAAAGCAUAUGAAAUGUAAUAUAGGCAUAUACAUUAAGAAAUUCUAAAAAUUUAUUCUAGAGAAAAUUGGAAAGAAUGCCAAUAUUUGUGACAAAGAUACUGCAACAUUUUAUCAUAGUAAAAAAGUAAACUAAAUAUUCAUCAAUGGGAAACUGCUUAACUUAUGGUAUAAUAGUCAUAAAGCUGAUAAACUGAUAAACAUUUUUCAUUUUUGGUAAGUUGUCUGUGAGUUAUUGUUGAGUUGGAAAAAAAAUAUGUUGAUAAAACUGAAUGUACAGAUAUCACACAAGUAUCAGCAGUACUUAUUACACUGGGGUGUAGACUUUUAAUCUUUGUACUUUUCUGUAUUGCUUUAAUUUCUUACAUUGGAAUAUAUUCCUCUUAUAAUAAAAACUACAGUAAGGCUGUUUUAACUUUGAAGAGAAAAAAAGUUCUGGGAUGCAAUAAAGUUCAAAAAUAGAAACCUCUUUUUCUAUCUUUGUAAUUUACUAGUUUUUCUGUUCUGAGGAUACAAACAACACUUAUUUACAGAUGCAUACAUGGGCUAUUUUAAUAUUUUUCAUAUUAGCUCAGAAUUUCAAAACUAUCAAUUGACCUUCCAACUUUCAAGUUUAUAUAUGGAGAUGAGAUACAAGAAAAUAAUUCUCCUCCAAUCCUGACUUUUGAAGUACAGAAAUGAGUUUAGUAAAACAGUAACGUGAGAAAUAACUACCACACUGUAAUGGAUUUUAGUCUUUGUUAUUGUCAUUGCUUUUUAACUUUAGUCAUUUGCUCUGUUUCCUCUCUUUUUAGUAAGUCUGUGUUCAUCCACUUCUUUCAAUCCCAAGUGUGAUUAUUCUGAAUUCACGCCAACAAUAUCUUUCACUUAAAUGAUGUAAAAACUUCCUUUCAAAUCACCCAACUUCCUUUCCCCUGCUGUAUCACAAUCAUAGUAACUUCAGCCAGAAUGAUCUUCCUCAAUGUGAUCAUGCUACAUUCUAUUUACAUAUUUUCAAUAAGGA
Messenger RNA from Globicephala melas (long-finned pilot whale), 3635 nucleotides. It is a transcript of the gene NAALAD2, whose product is annotated as N-acetylated alpha-linked acidic dipeptidase 2. The record is from RefSeq and is a predicted model, not a curated record. Lineage: Eukaryota; Metazoa; Chordata; Mammalia; Artiodactyla; Delphinidae. Gene Ontology annotation, molecular function: carboxypeptidase activity.